Talaromyces marneffei is the source of this 789-nucleotide messenger RNA. RefSeq lists its product as uncharacterized. The transcript has 3 exons. NCBI's taxonomy places the organism in Eukaryota, Fungi, Ascomycota, Eurotiomycetes, Eurotiales, Trichocomaceae. Gene Ontology annotation, molecular function: GTP binding; GTPase activity. The coding region runs from base 1 to 789 and encodes 262 amino acids. The record is from RefSeq and is a predicted model, not a curated record.
AUGCCGGAAGCAGCCCCCGCUGGAUCGAAACCGAGCAGCAGCGUGAAGCUGGUCUUGCUCGGAGAAGCUGCCGUUGGAAAGUCAUCUCUGGUCCUGAGAUUCGUCAACAAUGAUUUCCAGGAGAAUAAGGAACCCACGAUAGGCGCUGCAUUCCUGACACAAAAAUGCUCUCUUCCGACCCGAAUGAUCAAGUUCGAAAUUUGGGAUACCGCCGGUCAAGAACGAUUCGCUUCUCUUGCGCCAAUGUACUACCGAAACGCCCAGGCCGCACUGGUCGUAUAUGAUCUUACAAAGCCCGCAUCGCUGGUCAAGGCCAAACAUUGGGUUGCAGAACUCCAACGACAAGCUAGUCCCGGCAUUGUCAUUGCGCUCGUCGGAAACAAGCUGGAUUUGACCGAUUCCGGGGCAGGUGGUCAAGAGAACGAAGAUGAUGCUACGGAUGCUGAGAAUGGCGCACCGGGUCCUGAUGCCGAGGGCGAUGAGGAUGUUGAGAACAAUGAUAUUUCUACCACAACGGAUGCGCGAAAGAUUUCUACUCGGGAAGCAAGCACUUAUGCUGAGGAGGAGGGUCUCCUAUUCUUCGAGACUAGUGCCAAGACGGGCUACAAUGUUGCAGAGGUUUUCACGGCCAUCGCCAACGCUAUUCCCGAGACGAGCUUGAAAGGCGCCAAAUCUGGACCGGGAGGUGGUCAAACGAACCUUGGUGGAGGUCGUUCAGGAGACGAUUCUUCUCGAGUCAAUCUGGGUGAGCGCGCGGCUGCUACACCAAAGGAUGGCUGCGCGUGCUGA